This is a messenger RNA of Chelonus insularis, 1013 nucleotides long. Its product is annotated as glutathione S-transferase 1-like. The transcript is spliced from 6 exons. Bases 170 to 829 code for a protein of 219 amino acids. Lineage: Eukaryota; Metazoa; Arthropoda; Insecta; Hymenoptera; Braconidae. Gene Ontology annotation, biological process: glutathione metabolic process. The record is from RefSeq and is a predicted model, not a curated record. Gene Ontology annotation, molecular function: glutathione transferase activity.
CUUGUAUACUUGAAUCCCUGAACGUGUUCGUGAACCGAUAUUUCAAUUGUUAUAAAACAACGUAUUUUAUUUUGUCUAUCACUGAAUAAGCCUUUACAAUUCAAAAAUCAACGCACCUGCCAACAAAUAUUCUUAUACAACUUGAUCGAAGAACUUGAAGUAAUACAAAAUGACAAUCGAUUUCUAUUAUCUGCCGGUAAGCCCUCCAUGUCGAGCAGUAAUGAUGCUAGCUAAGGCAAUAGGUGUUCAUUUGAACUAUAAGAUAAUAGACGUUACUAAAGGGGAACAGUUAUCCGACGACUAUAAAAAGUUGAAUCCGCAACAUACAAUACCAACUAUUGAUGAUAAUGGCUUGAUUUUAUCAGAAAGUCGAGCUAUAAUGGGAUACCUUGUGAAUAAAUAUGCAAAAAAUGAUUCUCUCUAUCCGACAGAUCCAAAGAAAAAGGGCAUUGUUGAUGAUAGAUUAUAUUUCGAUUUAUGCACGCUUUGGCCUCGAAUUGCAAAGACUUACUUUCCAGUCGUAUUUAAAAUGACAAAUGCUAUAAAUGAAGAAGAUGUCAAAAGCAUGGAGAGAGGAUUUGAGAUUUUAAAUGCACUUUUAAGUAACGGAGAAUUCGCAGCUGAAGAAAAUUUAACGAUUGCGGAUUUUUCUAUGGUUAUGUCUGUUGGAAUGGCGCAAAUAUUUGGCUUUGAUAUUUCGCCAUAUGAAAACGUUGUUUCGUGGUUUGAACGAUGCCAAGAAGCCCUUGAAAAAUAUGGGUAUGAAGAAAUUAACGCUCCAGCUCAAGCACUAGGAGAAUGGUUCCGUGCUAAUUUGGAAGUUGUUUAAUUAUAUUUUAUUUGUCAACAUGUGAAUACUAAAACAAGAUCCUGAACUACUCCAAAGUUCUCUAACGACAUUUAAGAUAUUUCGUUAGUUUAAAACAUUAAUUAAACAUUAAUUUGACUUAAUUUAUUAGAAAAUUCAAGCUCAUCAUUUGUUAAAUCAAUUUCACAAUGAGUUCUAAGAAGAU